GGGCUGCUUCUCGCUCUUCCUUUACUUUCGACUCCCAUCUCGCUACUCACGAACAUCAUCUGCUUAAACCGAGAAUCCGGCAUCAAGCACACGUAUCUCUUUUCAGCAGCGGCUCGGCAAUCAUGACGCAGUCGUAUCCUAUUGCCGCGCCAAACAUCCAGGGCAUCGUGACACCAGUACUAUCCGCCUUAGCUGGUGCCGCUGUCUCGACACAACCUCCCCCCGAGGUCCUCCCGUCGUUUUCGCCGAUUCUCCGCCAGCGAAUCCAUCUUCUGUCCGCGUCCAGCCUAGAACCAUGGAUCCGACUCCUCACCUACGAGCCCUCCAAGGUGGCUCAGCUUAAACAAAUCGCGCUGAGCGGCAUCCUCGACCCUCACCCAGUGUCCGGCGAGAUCGAGGUGGACUGGGACCGCGAGGUCGACGUCAAGUACAAGAGGCUAGACCAGGAGACGCUACAGACCUUGGUCAUCAUCAAGCGCCUCUCUCUGUUCUUCCGUCUAGUCUUCUGCACUGGAGGCCCAGGCGACGGCGGCGACGGGUGGAAGGUGGGCGAAGUUGGAGUUACCAGCCCCACGCUUCUUGGCUUGUUUGCUGGUUUCGACAGCAUCCGCGAGGCCGAAGAGUCGUUCCAGGCGACAAAGACGACAACCAACGUGCGACUCAGCGUCAACGGCGGCCUCGCCUCAAGCGGCGCUCAAGGUGGUCGCAGCGCACCAGCUCCCGCCGCCGACGGAGAGACGGAUUCCGAUGACGCAUAUUGGGCUCGGUACGAUGCGACGCCCUCUCGAUCACCCAACUUGAAGCGUUCGCCGGCCCCCCGGGCGCUUGCACAAGCAUCACAGCCCGAAAUUCCUCGCAGCGGGUCGGCCGAAGCCGAGGCUGCCUACUUUGCGCGGUACGAUGCGAUCCCCUCUCAAUCGCCCGACUUGAAGCGCUCCCCGGCGCCCCGCGCGCUUGCGGCAGCGCCACAGCCCGAAAUUCCUCGCGGCGGGUCGGCCGAAGCCGAGGACGCCUACUUUGCGCAGUACGACUCUGUCCAGCCCGCCAUGGACAACCAGGAUCCCGACGAGGAGUUCCACCGCGUCGAACCCGCCGAGUACGCGGAACCGCUCCCGCCUCUGGGUCUGACGAAAUCGCAACCUGGGGAAGGCAACUGGUACAAGGUCGCCCAGGACGGGACCCAGGACUCUCCGGCCAUUGCGAAGCCCAUUCCAGUGAGGCGGGGCUCGUCGGGGCACGGAGGAAGCGACGACGGGACGCGCGACCUGGCUCACCCGCGUCCUGCUUCGAGCGCGAGUUCCCGCGGAUCCCAGACGGUCGCCCGGCUCGAAGGCGUCGCCGAGAGCCGCCAGCAAGCCGAGUUCGGCGUGAAACAGCACAUCUCGCGGAGCAUCAGGAGCCUGUUCCUGCUGUCGCAAGCCUCGGGCAUCGACCGGGAGGAGUUUGAGAGAUUGGUCCGGACUGAGCUCGACGUCCUGGGGAUGGUGGAGAACGACAUCUAGUUGAUCCGCUCUGGGAUGAAUUUUCUUCGAGGGAUCUUCGGGUUUGUAUUGUUUAUCUGCCCGGUAAUUUGCAUGUUUGGGGUGAGAUGGUCUUUUGGUACAGUAUUCCACGGUUGAGAGGUCCGCUUGUGCU
This is a messenger RNA of Thermothielavioides terrestris NRRL 8126, 1635 nucleotides long. RefSeq lists its product as uncharacterized. Lineage: Eukaryota; Fungi; Ascomycota; Sordariomycetes; Sordariales; Chaetomiaceae. The record is from RefSeq and is a predicted model, not a curated record. The transcript has a single exon. Bases 123 to 1502 code for a protein of 459 amino acids.